Lutzomyia longipalpis is the source of this 2124-nucleotide messenger RNA. Its product is annotated as transketolase-like protein 2. The record is from RefSeq and is a predicted model, not a curated record. NCBI's taxonomy places the organism in Eukaryota, Metazoa, Arthropoda, Insecta, Diptera, Psychodidae. Bases 115 to 1998 code for a protein of 627 amino acids. Gene Ontology annotation, molecular function: thiamine pyrophosphate binding; transketolase activity. The transcript has 3 exons.
UCCAGCUUUUUGGUCAGUCCAAUGUUGCUUCUGUCCCUGUGAAGUGCUCCAGCUGAAUUUCGAAUUGCAAAUUUUGCUCCCAGUGAUUUCCGCUGCUUAAAAAACGCGAGAAAAAUGCCCAACUACCACAAACCCGAGUCGAAAACUGUCCAGGAGUUGAAGGACAUUGCCCAUCGUCUGAGGAUUCACUCAAUUACAUCCACCCAGGCCUCUAAAUCUGGGCACCCAACAUCAUGUGCAUCAAUUGCGGAGAUCAUGUCGGUGCUCUUCUUCCACACGAUGCGCUACAAAGUGUCCGUACCGCGGGAUGCAUCGAGUGAUCGUUUCAUCCUGUCGAAAGGACACGCUGCACCCAUUCUCUAUGCCGCUUGGGCUGAAGCUGGACUCUUCCCCGUGGCUGAUUUGCAGAAUUUGCGCAAAGUGGACUCCGAUCUUGAGGGUCAUCCCACGCCACGACUCAACUUUAUCGACGUAGGAACGGGAUCUUUGGGUCAGGGGGUGGCUGUCGCCUGUGGUAUGGCGUAUGUGGGGAAGAAUUUUGACAGGGCUGCCUACAGGACGUACGUUCUUGUGGGUGAUGGUGAAUCCGCUGAAGGAUCCAUCUGGGAGAGUCUCCACUUUGCCGGGCACUACAAGCUCAACAAUCUCUGCGUUAUCUUCGAUGUGAAUCGUCUGGGGCAAUCUGAACCGACAUCUCUGCAGCACCAGAUGGAGGUCUAUCGUAAACGUUUGGAAUCCUUUGGUUUCAAUGCCAUCGUAGUUGAUGGGCAUGACAUUGAGGAGCUCUGCAAGGCCUUCUUUGAGGCCAGCAACACCGCAGAUCGCCCCACGGCUAUCAUUGCCAAGACAUUCAAGGGAAAAUUCUUCCCUAACAUUGAGGAUCUGGAGAAUUGGCAUGGGAAACCACUUGGUGAUCAAGCUGAUCCCGUAAUCAAGCACCUGGCGGGAUUAAUUAAUAAUGCUGGAACACUGCAGAUUGCUCCGCAGAAGCCCCUCAAUGAUGAUGCACCUGUUGUGGAUAUUAGCAACAUUCAGCUUGCUUCACCACCAAGCUACAAGUUGGGUGAAUCUGUGGCAACACGUCUCGCUUAUGGUACAGCUCUGGCAAAGAUUGCCGUGAACAAUGCACGUGUAAUUGCCCUCGAUGGGGACACGAAGAACUCGACAUUCUCCGAGAAGCUGAAGAAGGCCUUCCCGGAUCGCUACAUUGAGUGCUUCAUUGCGGAACAGAAUCUCGUGGGAGUUGCCAUUGGAGCGGCAUGCCGAGACCGUACGGUGGCUUUUGUGUCCACCUUCGCUACCUUCUUCACGCGUGCCUUUGAUCAGAUUCGCAUGGGAGCCAUUUCGCAGACAAAUGUGAAUUUUGUUGGCUCCCACUGUGGUGUUAGUAUUGGAGAAGAUGGACCCAGUCAGAUGGGACUUGAGGACAUUGCCAUGUUCCGUACAGUUCCCGGUAGCACUGUCUUCUACCCCUCGGAUGCUGUUAGCUGCGAACGUGCUGUAGAGAUCGCUGCCAAUACCAAAGGGAUCUGCUUCAUUCGCACAUCCCGACCAAAUACAGCCGUUAUUUAUUCCAACGAGGAGGUCUUCCAGAUUGGCAAGGCAAAGGUGGUGAGGAAGUCUCAAAAUGAUCAAGUGCUCAUUGUGGGUGCUGGAAUCACUCUGUAUGAGGCUCUUUCUGCCGCCAAUGAGCUCGAAAAGUCCGGCGUGAACGUGCGCAUCAUCGAUCCAUUCACCAUUAAGCCACUCGACAAUGAGACAAUUAUCGCGAAUGCUCUACAAUGCGGCGGACGUGUUAUCACGGUGGAGGAUCACUACAAGGAAGGUGGUCUGGGGGAGGCGGUGAUGUCAGCAUUGGCACUACAGCGCAAUGUUGUGGUGAAGCAACUUGCAGUGCCACGCGUGCCACGAUCUGGGCCGCCAAAUGUCCUCAUUGACAUGUUUGGGAUCUCUGCACGCAACAUCGUGUCUGCCGUGGCGGAAAUUCUCAAGCUAUGAGCUGCAUCUCAGCCAUCUCAUGCAUUUCUUUUCGGGCUGGUGGUUUAUCAAUUUAUUUCUUAUAUUUGCUUUUUUCACAUUUUUUGAAUUAUAUCAAUAAAAAAAAGAUUCUACGGUUCAUCCAAA